GCGUUCAGGCCGGGAGCGGCACUGCCGGGGAAGGUCAGCAGGGGGCGCUGCCGGCGGAGCUGGGACCGGAAGCCAUGCAGCAGGAGGCAGGGCGCACUCGCCGACUCCUCCUGCUUCCGCCGCCGCCGCCGACGCGGGACUGCUGAGUUACCGUGUUCAGCUUCUGAGCCCGCCGCCGCGAUGCCGCUGGAGAACCUAGAGGAGGAGGGUCUGCCCAAGAACCCCGAUCUGCGCAUCGCGCAGCUGCGCUUCCUGCUCAGCCUGCCGGAGCACCGCGGGGACGCGGCCGUGCGCGAUGAGCUGAUGGUGGCCGUCCGUGAUAACAACAUGGCUCCUUAUUACGAAGCCUUGUGUAAAUCCCUGGACUGGCAGAUGGACAUGGACCUGCUCAAUAAAAUGAAGAAGGCAAAUGAAGAAGAGUUGAAGCGUUUGGACGAGGAGCUGGAAGAUGCAGAGAAGAAUUUGGGUGAGAGUGAAAUCCGGGAUGCGAUGAUGGCAAAGGCUGAGUACCUCUGCCGGAUAGGUGACAAGGAGGGUGCUCUCACAGCCUUUCGCAAGACAUAUGACAAAACAGUGGCCCUGGGUCACAGACUGGAUAUCGUGUUCUAUCUCCUUAGGAUUGGCUUAUUUUAUAUGGACAAUGAUCUCAUCACUCGAAACACAGAAAAGGCCAAAAGUUUAAUAGAGGAAGGAGGAGACUGGGACAGGAGAAAUCGCCUAAAAGUGUAUCAAGGUCUUUAUUGUGUGGCUAUUCGUGAUUUCAAACAGGCAGCUGAACUCUUCCUUGACACUGUCUCCACAUUUACAUCCUAUGAACUGAUGGAUUAUAAAACUUUUGUGACUUACACUGUCUAUGUUAGCAUGAUUGCCUUAGAAAGACCAGAUCUCAGGGAAAAGGUUAUUAAAGGAGCAGAGAUUCUUGAAGUGUUGCAUAGUCUUCCAGCAGUUCGACAGUAUCUGUUUUCACUCUAUGAAUGUCGUUACUCAGUUUUCUUCCAGUCAUUAGCUGUUGUGGAGCAGGAAAUGAAAAAGGACUGGCUUUUUGCUCCUCAUUAUCGAUAUUACGUAAGAGAAAUGAGAAUUCAUGCAUAUAGCCAGCUUCUGGAAUCAUACAGGUCAUUAACCCUUGGCUAUAUGGCAGAAGCUUUUGGUGUUGGUGUGGAAUUCAUUGAUCAGGAGCUCUCUAGAUUUAUUGCUGCUGGGAGACUACACUGCAAAAUAGAUAAAGUGAAUGAAAUAGUGGAAACCAACAGACCUGAUAGCAAGAACUGGCAGUACCAAGAAACUAUCAAGAAAGGAGAUCUGCUACUAAACAGAGUUCAGAAACUUUCGAGAGUAAUUAAUAUGUAAAAUGAUGUAAACAAAAAGAUUUCCCUCAGAUAAUUAUUUGGGAUUUUUAUAGCUUACUGCAUUGUGCUCAUUUCAACUGUAUAAAAUACUGCAUUGUUGUUCUUUCAGUUUACUUGUUUCUUAUACCACUAAGGAUGAGGUUCAAUAAUGUUGAUACAAUAUCAAAACAUUAAUGAAGAGUCAUUUAAACAUCUCUACCUCAAAUUCUGACUCAGUAAAAUAGAGGUAAUAUAAGUAGAUCAUCUCUUAUUUUGAGGCCUCCUGGAUUUUAGAAUCUACUAUAUAGUAGACCAUAAUUAAACUGCCUCUACUUAGUACAGAAUAGACUGAAGCUAAAUAGAAGUCAUUCCUUUACAAACUGCUGCCUUUCAGAACUGCCAAGACUAAGUUGGUGACCACACACAGAUAUAAAAAAAUCUAGGUAGAUAUUAGGAACUUUCCCCUCACCCUCAACAGUCAUAGUGAUAAGUAAGGAAAAGAAGUUUUUUCUUCCUAUAGUGAACUCAGGGAAUGAGAAUGGUAUAAGUGCUGUCAAGAAAUACAAAACUGGAAGAGGAGAGAUAGGGUAUGAAAGAUUCUCUGGUAACAGUUAAAUAAAGAGGAAGAAGAGACCCAUGGAAAUAAUCUUGAGGAAGGAGGAGAUGGAAUGCCACUUGAUAUUUUCAGUGGAGGAACAGCCUGAUUUAAGUGUCACUAUAGCACUCGUAGGCAGCAAGGUGGUGCAGACUAUAGGCAGCUGGAUUUGUUUACAGACUAGAAAGUGAGUUAGGCUAUAAAUUAAGGAAUUUACAGACUAUUAAAAUACUAGAUUUCCAAAAAUGCUUAUUAAAUGAUCACCAUAAUUUCUCGAGGGAAUUGUGAAUUAUCCUUAUAUAACAAAAUCCAUUAUUCUGAAAAUCAGUGUAAUCUGUUCAGUCCCAACAUAGAGAUGGCAAUUUUACUGUGUUCCUGUAUCCAUUUAAAAAUUAGUAGAAUAGUUCUUAGUAAACUUGACUCAUUGCAUUUAUGCUUGGAGGGAAAAGUAGGAUUUAAAUGUCAGUUUCUUGAAAUUCAGUUAUAGUUACUGUUAACACUUGAUGAACAGUCUCCAUAUUUACAUGUAAUUUUUAACACAAAAUCAAUCUUUAUUACUUAAUGUUCAAGAGUUAGUCUAUGUAAGCGCACAUUAGGGUAGAAUGCUUUUAAGCCUCAAAUUAUCAGUUUGGAGGUGAACAUAAAAUUGGAAGUUUGUAGAUGUCUGAAUGAGGUCAGGUGUUGGAAGAAAUAGCAUUGGAUAUAUUACAGCUACAAAAAUUAAAUUCUGGCUCCAGCUUCCCUUACCCUAGCCACCCGAGGUUGAAGAUAUUUCCUUCAUCUACCAUAUGUGAAAUGUAAAAGCCAGGUUUAUUUUAAGUUUUCACUCAUGCGAAAGAAAACACAAACUAAAACAUGACAGUAAAAUGUAUUUUUUACUACAUUAAUAUGGGUGUUAACAGAGGCUAUGGUAGACAAAUUUAGAAUCUUUUUUGUACUUGGUCUCAUUAAGUUGACUUUUUUAAAACACUGAGAUUUGUGAGACGAUGUAGAACGCUAAUAUCAAGCCCUGUCUAUUUGUUUUCUGGCUAAAGUAUUUAAAACCUGAUAAAAGACUCACCAAGGAAAUUUUAAAAAAUCAAAGCAAAUCAGGAUGCAAAGUAGGCUUCCUGAUGUUGUUUCAAAGUGGUAACCUAUAGGCUGAAACUGACUUGAACCCCCUCCUUGACCAAUUCAAAACUGACCUAUCUAGCUUCUGGAAAAACUGACAAGUUAGGCUGACUUUGGCCUCACAUUUCCAGUCCAGCUAAAAGGCCAGUGUGUAUUUUUAACACUCCUAGGUCACUCAGCCCACCUGGUACUUUACACACCUGGGCCCCUGCCAUUGCCCCCACACACGCUUCAUAUUGUGCACACGGGGUUGACAGCAGGCGGCCUGUUACUGAGCUCGGAGAACCCAGCCAAAGAAUUCUUAACCUUUUGUACUUCUGGAGCUUCCACUUAUAUAGCUUGCAUUUAAGUUUUGAGUUUUCUGUUUUUAGUCAUCAAGUACACCUUCAUAAAUUAUCAUCAGAUGACUUUUUAUUUGCUAAAUGACACAGAGCUAAAGUACUUAGUUCCUUUUCAAUAUUGGUGAAUGCUUCUAUUAAAGGUGGAAACUUGGUCAUUUUAUGAAACCUAGUCUCAAUACACUGUCCCACUACAAAAUGGAACCACCAGAAUUAACUCUUUUGUGAUUACUUUUUAAAGCAAUUUUUAUUUCUAUAAUAAAAUUGUAUAUCCAUAAAUCCACACUGACUCUAUUUAGAGUCAAUAAGUAAAUAUUUAAAAGCUAUUACCAUAAUUAUAUUAGUAUCUGUAGAUUAGUUUUUGUUUGGGCAUGGAAAUAUGAAAAGCUGUUUUUGUUAUUAAAUGUCUGCACCUACCUUUCA
Messenger RNA from Condylura cristata (star-nosed mole), 3794 nucleotides. RefSeq names its product proteasome (prosome, macropain) 26S subunit, non-ATPase, 6 (gene PSMD6). Gene Ontology annotation, cellular component: proteasome regulatory particle. The record is from RefSeq and is a predicted model, not a curated record. Bases 181 to 1350 code for a protein of 389 amino acids. Gene Ontology annotation, biological process: proteasome-mediated ubiquitin-dependent protein catabolic process. The transcript is spliced from 8 exons. NCBI's taxonomy places the organism in Eukaryota, Metazoa, Chordata, Mammalia, Eulipotyphla, Talpidae. Gene Ontology annotation, molecular function: protein binding.